Trichomycterus rosablanca is the source of this 1076-nucleotide messenger RNA. RefSeq names its product regulator of G-protein signaling 20. Bases 88 to 774 code for a protein of 228 amino acids. The transcript is spliced from 5 exons. Lineage: Eukaryota; Metazoa; Chordata; Actinopteri; Siluriformes; Trichomycteridae. The record is from RefSeq and is a predicted model, not a curated record.
GAGCUCAGCUCAGAGAAGAUAAUAAUGAUGGGCGUGUGAGUAGCGCACCGCGAUUUAUCCACACCGGGUACCGAUAGUAAUGCGCACAUGGGGUCGAAGCAGGUGGAGAUAGGGAAAUGUCCAGAACAGGACAAUGGAAACGGCAUCCAGACGAAAAUCACACCUUCAGAAACUGAAAAUGUCAACAAAUAUACACUUGGUUGGCUGAAUGCACCUCCAAAUGCUUGCUGCUUUUGCUGGUGUUGUUGUUGCAGCUGCUCCUGUCUUACAGUACGCCCUUCUGAGGAGAACAAGAAUCAAGAACAAAUCCCUGAGAAGCAAAAUGAGUCUGCUGUAAAGGAACCACCUGGUGUCACUCUAGAAGAGGCAUGUUCAUGGGCACAGUCAUUCGAGCACAUGAUUAAAAGUCCUCAUGGUCGUGAACAGUUCCUACAGUUUCUAAAAAGCGAGUUCAGUGAGGAGAAUAUGCUGUUUUGGCUGGAGUGUGAGAACCUGAAGAAAGAGACCAACAGAACUGUGGUGGAACAGACUGUUAAGCAAAUAUAUGAGGACUAUGUCUCUGUGCUGUCACCUAGAGAGGUAAGUCUGGACUCACGUGCACGGGAUGUGAUUAGCAAGAACAUGAUGGAACCGUCUUCACAAACCUUCGAAGAGGCACAGAUGCAGAUAUACACACUCAUGCAGCGAGAUUCCUAUCCUCGAUACAUGAGCUCCAGCCUGUAUGCAGACCUUCUCACUAGCUUGGAGACAGCUAAAACACCCACAGAGUCUUAACAGGCACAUAUUGGCUUCCACACACACACACACACACACAAUCUAUAAUCCAGUUUCACACACAGAUACCUCUGCAUCGAGCCAAACAGCUAGUUUUUACCACGGCGCCUUGACUUAUCGAAAAUGUACUGUUAUCAGGUUCUUGGUUAUUCUAAUUUUUUUCUCAAAAUUAGUGUUUUUUAAGAUGUAUUGCUGGCUGUACACAAAGCAGAUGGUAUGCUAGAUGAUAGUGUAAAAUUUGCUGUGUGCACUGAAACAGUAAGAAGGAAUAACAUUGAAAUCUAGAUAAUUACACAAGAAAG